Molecule: messenger RNA, 762 nt
Organism: Aspergillus nomiae NRRL 13137
Lineage: Eukaryota; Fungi; Ascomycota; Eurotiomycetes; Eurotiales; Aspergillaceae
Product: putative small nucleolar ribonucleoprotein complex subunit
Exons: 2
Biological process (GO): rRNA processing
Cellular component (GO): small-subunit processome; Pwp2p-containing subcomplex of 90S preribosome
Source: RefSeq, a predicted model, not a curated record
AUGCCUAAAGUCAAUGUCAAGCAAAAAGCCCGCCAGAAAUAUAAGCAGAUUUCACGUUCGCCGUUUGAGAAUGCUAGGGCUACUCAAAAAGACAGCGACGUGGAAAUGAAUAGCAACAUGAGCGACAGCUCUGAUGAUAUUCCUGAAAAGGAUGAAUCGGAGAAGAAAUUGGAAAAGCUGCUAUUUGGCGACGAUGAGGGUUUUCAAGGCGCGUUAAAAGGCCAAAAGGAGCGCAGCCUUAUGGCUUUAUCGCAAGAAAGCGGCGAUGAGGGCUCUGACGCAGAUCGUGGGGAGAAUGGGGGUGAGGAUCAAGAACUGGAUGGCGUUGAUGAUGCCGAUGUAUCUUUUUUCCUUGAUUCUGGGGCUGGACCCGUUUCCACUGACCUCGCCGAAUCCCCGGAAACACCUUCCGAAACUGAGGAAGAAGAUCUGGAGGAAGCUCCGGCUGUGUGGCAUGAUAGCGACGACGAACUUCUAGCUGUCUCCCUAGCCAGCCAGCAGAGGUUGAGAAAGCUGCGUGUCGCUGAGUCUGAGGACGUGAUUAGUGGCAAUGAGUAUAUUCGACGACUUCGCCGCCAUUAUCAGCAGCUGCAUCCUACACCUGAAUGGGCGAUUCCGGGACAACAAAAGAGCCGGGGCGAUUCCGACUCUGAGCACGCGGACGUCAUGGAUACAGAUGAUGAAGAGCAAACUUAUGCACAGCCUUUGGCCAAGCUACUUCAAGGUGCCACUGAUCUUACCAAGCUCGAGGAUGCAGGCCCA